This is a messenger RNA of Penicillium cataractarum, 1071 nucleotides long. It is a transcript of the gene aah1, whose product is annotated as adenosine deaminase. Gene Ontology annotation, molecular function: adenine deaminase activity. The coding region runs from base 1 to 1071 and encodes 356 amino acids. Gene Ontology annotation, cellular component: nucleus; cytosol. The transcript has a single exon. Gene Ontology annotation, biological process: adenine catabolic process; purine ribonucleoside monophosphate biosynthetic process; hypoxanthine salvage. NCBI's taxonomy places the organism in Eukaryota, Fungi, Ascomycota, Eurotiomycetes, Eurotiales, Aspergillaceae. The record is from RefSeq and is a predicted model, not a curated record.
AUGUGUCAAUCCCCCUCCCACGACUUCAUCCACGGCCUCCCCAAGUGCGAGCACCACGUCCACCUGGAAGGCUGCCUUACCCCAGAACUAAUCUUCCAUCUGGCCGCCCGCAAUGGCAUCGCUCUUCCCGCGCCAACCGAAAACCCCGCCUACGCCUCCAUCGCCGCCCUAACAACCCGCUACGAACACUUCACCUCCCUCGAUGACUUCCUGUCCUUCUACUUCGAAGGCAUGGCCGUGCUCCGCACAGAACAAGACUUCUCCGACCUCGCCUGGGCCUACUUCACAAAGGCGCACGCCGACGGCGUCCACCACGCCGAAGUCUUCUUCGACCCGCAGGUCCACCUGAGUCGCGGCGUGACGUAUAACACGGUCGUAGCCGGGUUCGCGGCGGGGUGUAAGCGUGCGGAGAGCGAGUUGGGACUGAGCACGAGGUUGAUUAUGUGUUUUGUGAGACAUUUGCCGGUUUCGUCGGCGACGGAGGUGUAUGAGGAGUUUUUGGCGAAUGGGCAUUUCCAGGCGCAAGUCGUGCAUGGACUCGGUUGGUCUUCGUCUGAGGUUGGGCCUCCCAAGGAUAUGUUUAGGGAGAUUUAUGCGUCUGCGGCGGAGAAGGGGAUUCCCCUCACCGCGCAUGCGGGCGAAGAAGGUGAUCCGACGUAUAUCAGUACGGCGCUGGAACUUGGUGCGCAGCGGAUCGACCACGGUAUUCGACUCAUCGAGGAUGCCGAGUUGAUGAAGCGCAUUGCUGCAGAGGGGAUCCUGCUUACGGUCUGCCCGUUGUCGAAUGUGCGGUUGCGCUGCGUGACUAGCGUGGAGCAGGUUCCUAUUCGGAAAUUCCUGGAGGCUGGCGUCAAGUUCUCGAUUAACAGUGAUGAUCCCGCGUACUUUGGGGGUUAUAUUUUGGAUAAUUAUUGUGCGGUGCAGGAGGCGCAUGGUCUGUCGGUGAUGGAGUGGAGGAUUAUUGCGGAGAAUAGUGUGCAGGAGAGUUGGAUUCCGGAUGAGAGGAAGGCGGAGUUGUUGGAGAAGAUUGAGGGGCAUGUUAAGAAGCAUAUGGUUGCAGUGGAGGUUUGA